AUGACAUCUAGGGAAAAGUCAAGGAUGAGAUUUCUAACAACUGCGACACUUCUUGCGGGCAACGUGUCCGCAACAAUCUAUUAUGCAGGAGUCGUUGAAAGUGGAGGGGAGUUCAGCGUGUGGAGCUCAACAUCGGCUGUUGACUCUGGACUGCCAGGGCGAUUCGGAGUGGAGUAUCAGUUCCUAAACGAGGCUGCCAUUGACAUUCACGAGGACCAGAAGAAUAAGGUCAAUCUGUUCAGGGUUGCUUUCUUACUAGAGCGGAGGCGAAUAUACAAUAAUCCCUCCAGGCAACCAACGACGGGCAGCAUUAUUGGCGAUGCAACAGUUGGAAUAGCAGCCACGACAACCCAAUUUGCCGCGUUCUGGGGCGAAAUUGCUAAACGAUUCAAGUUAAAUGAGAAAGUGCUAUUUGGAAUCAUGAACGAAUAUCUCGACUCCGACUUCUCCGGCGGGCACACGAACUUCACCUCCUCUCAUCCCACAAAUCUCACUCCUUUAACAGCAUGGCUCAAGCAAUACGGUUUCAAAGCCAUGAUUACUGGAUUUGACGCAGCCAAUGGAGCGCAGUGUUUGGGCUAUGUGACGGAUUUGGUGAAGUAUAUGGCGGCGAACGAGGAGCAUAUUGGCUGGACGCGUGGCCUGCAGGCGAAUAACCCUCUCUUCUCCCUCGGGGCGGGGUCCUUUUGGGGGGCCUGGAAGUUCUCGGAGACGGCGGAUCAACAUACACCGGCGCCGGAUUCCUCGUCACCCUCUCUCCUUUCCGCCUCGGCGCCCCUAAUGGUUUAG
Molecule: messenger RNA, 789 nt
Organism: Hyaloscypha bicolor E
Lineage: Eukaryota; Fungi; Ascomycota; Leotiomycetes; Helotiales; Hyaloscyphaceae
Product: glycoside hydrolase family 5 protein
Exons: 7
Coding region: 1-789 (262 amino acids)
Biological process (GO): glucan catabolic process
Molecular function (GO): hydrolase activity, hydrolyzing O-glycosyl compounds
Source: RefSeq, a predicted model, not a curated record